Diuraphis noxia (Russian wheat aphid) is the source of this 1431-nucleotide messenger RNA. RefSeq lists its product as uncharacterized. The record is from RefSeq and is a predicted model, not a curated record. Lineage: Eukaryota; Metazoa; Arthropoda; Insecta; Hemiptera; Aphididae.
AUGAAGGAUUUUCCGAAAAAAUGGAGUAUGGAUAUGGUGGAUACAGAAACAUUUAUUGACUCGAUGAAUCGUCUAAUGAACAAUGAUGACGAUGACACUUCCAGCAGUUCUACCGACGAUACCGACACAAAUAACACUCAUCCGUUACGCAAGAACCGAACUCAACUUUCAUACACAAACCUCAUAAAUGACCUGCUCGAAAAACAUCCGAACGCCGAGUACGGACAUUUCGAGUCUUACGCCAAUGCUGUGUAUUGCCAUGACUGUCAGAUGAUGCUGCUGCCAAAGAACAUUUCCCAAAUCCCGUGUAAGGUGUCGGAGAUUAUCGUGCAGCAAGACGGUACCGUGAUCUACGUACACUCUAAAUGCGAAAAACUGGAUUUGACAAAAUAUAUCCAUUCCCUAGCAAACAAGACCGGAAGCUGGGAAAAAACGUACUGGCAAAUAUGGUCGGAAUGUCAUUUCUUAACUUGCACCACGUGUAAAUUUCAGUAUCCGGUGAGAAACUCAGCAAUGUGCCAGUACCAUCCGGAAAGCCCUGAAUAUUUUCCGAUUGGAAACUUAGGCUUGGAGCAACCCAUAGGACGUUAUCCAUGUUGUGGUGAAAGAGCUUUCCGAUUUGAACUAGUAAAAAAUCCUUUCGGGUGUAAAUUCCGAAUGCAUGUUCCAAAUAAGGGAAAUAUAUAUUCUGGACGUAUCGUGAAAUUGAUGUGUAAUAACCUGGAUUUGACUGUUGAACACCCACCUGCGAUGAAUCAUGAAGCAAAAAUUAUGAAAUUAGUCAAUUUGGAACCUGGAAUAAAAAGACCAAAUUAUCAACAUUGGUGGUUAAAAUUGUCAUUAGGGAUCAAUGAUUAUACACACCAACCAAUAAUUUCAUUUGGAUGUAACAUUAAAAUCAGUCAGAAAAAACUAAAAAAAUGGAAAGAUUUAAAUAAAAGGAGAGAAAAAAAUCUUGUUGAAUUCAAGAAGUGGACAAACAUCAACAAUAAGGAAACGAUCGUUAAUUCCUCAAAGAUUUCAGUUAGUUCUAUGAAUGUCAAAAAAAAUGCAGACGUCAAUUCUCAAAUUUCAAAUGAAAAUUUAAUCAACGCAAAAAUUUCUAUAAACCAAGAAAACUUGUGGAAAAAUUCAUCAACGAUGACUAGCAUCCAGGAUUCGCAAAGAGAACAAGAGUAUAUAUUCUUCGACCAAAUCGCAGUAAAUCAUGUUAAAUCGAUAAAAGUAGUGAAACGUUCGUCCGGAACUCCAGAUCAACUUAAAGAUAGUUACACGCUGAUUUUGGAAAAUAUGCUAGCCAAAAUCGAAACACGAAACAAACCCAUGAUUUUGAAACUCGCGAAGUUGGUGAUCGAUAAAUCAUUUCAUACGAUUCUGAACGAAGGUUAUCCGUCAGCCUUUAUGAUUAAUACAGUUAAUGAUGAUUCUUAA